AUGGACAAGCUCUACCUGUCUCCCAACUGGCUCCGAGGCGGUCCAUGGAACACACCCUAUGAACGUCAGCCCUACCACCACAAGAAUCCCUCGCAAUUCUUAAAAGAUAUCGGAUUUCGACAGCCAAUCGGGGAGCGACAUUCAGUCGAGGAGCGACAGUCAAACAGGAAAUUCACAUUCACGGAUGUAUUGGUAAACCCGGCAUCUGCCAACGAUUUUACAAAACGAAUCACUGCAGCGCUUUUCACAGCCCGCCAAAAAUUCAUGAGGCUCCGUGGGCAGGUCAAUGUGAAAGUCAUCCUUGACCUUCUCCAGGACCAACCGUCCUUGACUAGCGCCGACCUGAGACCAAUUGUCAAUGAGGCGUAUCGAGUUGCGUUAGUCGGUGAUUCCAACCUGCGCACUGCCUUUGGAAUCAACAGCAAGCCCCCUCGCCAUCGUAGUGCCGACUUGGAGGAGUAUUAUAGGCUCUUCCAAGAGUUCAUGACCUGUGUAUACCAGCGCGGAGGCGCUAAAGUGGUAUUUGAGAACGCUACGUAUAAAACGGAUCCCUUCCAUGACAGUGGUCGAAAUGACAGGGAACAAAAUGACGAGGAACGAAUCGACGAGGAGCGAAAGUACAAGGAACGAAACUGUAGAACGUUCCUACUGCCUUUUCUGAACCAGCACGAUCUCAGCAAUCCCAGACUUUUGGGACAUCUCAUCCUUAACCGAAGCAAGUACCACCCCAGUGCGUUCGCACUGGCUGAUUGGGAAGCACUUCACCUUGGUCGAGCCAGCAAGCUCUUUCAUCCGAAAUUUGCUGACUCCAGCUUCAUUGGGAUCCUCACUCCAUCAGAAGCCCAUGAGUAUCGACUCAUGCAAACAGAUCCAGAUCCAGAUUUCUACAUCGAGCACAAGCACAUACUGGUUGGCGCAAAUGCCGAACUAGACUAUGUCCAACACCCGCUGUUCAUAACUUUGCGCGAACAAGGCCGCCUGUUUGGCUGGGGGGAGGGUAUCCACUUCCUCCUUACCCAAGUCAUGCUUUACCGACUCCUGUACGGUAUUACGAAAGCAAUAGCGAUUCGAAGCGGCCAAGCAGGAGAAGAAGUAUCCAGUGGCAUUUCCGUGGCUGGAGAUACCCGUCUGAUUAAAGCCUGGGUAUCAGCAGCUUGUCCAAACAAAAUCUUUGACCUCGAAAAAGAGGGGAUAGUCGAAUAUGGAGUAUACAUUCCACCAGCCUUCCUCACUUCGGACUGGUGUGACGAUUUCAAGGCAAAAUUCACACAGCAACUAGAGGUGUCAAAACACCAUCUAAAGAGCCUUUGGCAUGAUCCAUUCUACUUCCAGAAUUGCAUCACUGAGCAAUUCCAUCAGCACUACGGACAUGUACCCGAGGAGCGCCAAACCUCCGUUCCGUCUUCCCCAAGGACGGCGGCAUUGACGGCGGCAAAUGACGGCCGAUUCCCGCAUUUCGACGCACGCGACAUUGACGCAAAGAAGAACCUGUUGAACGAUCUCAUUAGGCGCGUCGCCCGGUGGGCUCUGUUUGAGGUUGAAAUGUGGCAAUGCCUGCUCGACAAACUCGAUGUCCUGUGUGACCUUGCCCGUACGAAGGGAGUUCCUCUUCGGUUUUCAAAUUACUCCACGCGUAUUCAAAUACCAGACGAAGAGGUGAGGGAGGCCUGGGUCGACUUGGGCUUCCACGCUCGUUGGUUUGUGGAGCGCAGAAUCAACCAUGUCGUUGACCAUGGCGGAUUGGUUGCGGCCGAAGAGGUCCGGCCGUACUUUCGUCGAGAUACGACUUGGUCGAGUUUACAAGCAGGCAAAGAGAAGUGGAAACUACCCAAGGCGUAUGCCGGUACCAAGAUCAACUUUACUCAGACUAUGGAUGUCAAAUGGGACACUCAGAACGUCGAAAUGGACACUGAAAACGCCAGACUGAACACUGAGAACGACAAGAUGGACAUUGGUAACGAAGAAAUGGACGAGGUUGAUCCCGAAAAUCUUACUGAGCAUCUCUGGUGGUCGAUCAAGAAUCUCCAAGUUGGUCUUGCGAGUAACUUCAGCAUUGGAACUAUCGGCUUGCCGAAGCUGAUCCAGGCUCUGCAUACCAAGCUUGACGAGCGACACGAGGCACUCGGGGUUCAGUCGACAGUCACAAAAGACUACAAAGGCAUAUACCUGACAGGUCUACUUUGUCAUCAAAUGCAACUCAUGCACCCAUUCGGAAAGGAUCUCCUGGUGCCCGAAGGUCGCAAUGAACGGCGCCGCGAAAGUCCGAUCGGCCCGUUUCUCAUCAACUAUGACGACGUCCCUUUUGAGGAGCUUGUCGGAGAAAAGACUCUGAGGUAUGUACAGUGGUUACUGGGGAUCGUAUACAAACCUUAUGGAGACAAACACUACAGCCGCACUUCAAGACUCGCACAGAAGUGGGUGAGGGACUUUUGGCGAGAACUUUGCAACGGGCUUGCCAACUCGGACAAGGAGUUCAAGGCGAAGAAGUAUCAGAAUACUGCGGGUGGCGGCGGCGGUAACGGGACGCAAAGGCAGAGAAUCAGCAAGCCGGUGAAGCCAAGGUCCUGUCGGCCUCCGGCUCUUCAACGAUACCUCGGAGCCUACGCCAAAGAAAAGAGGAAGAUGGAGGAAAAUAUGUUCAGGUGCAGGAAGAUUUGCGGAGAGAUUAUGAACCCGGCGCCCCCGGGCCAUCUGGAACCUCCAGAGUCGGACCCUUCUGUACCUUUCUGGAUGGAGCCGCCUGAAGCAGUCAAGCGGAUUAUUUUGCAGAUGGAGGGGACCAGCGUCACAGGGAACAGAAAGGUCGACGAGAUGAGCCGAGAAGGCGGAAGCUCUAGAGUGGCAGGCAGGCUCAAGAGGACGGUUUGGGAGACCAUGGAGAAGAUUUACCGCAGAAGGAUCGGGCCCGUCGGAAGGAAGGACGUGUACGAUCUGGUGAGCGCCUUCGGCUUCGGGGUCGACAGCAGAAAGGCGGGAUCUCGCGAGAGCUUCAUGUGGACUGAUCGGUCGCAAUUCCCGGAGCCUUCGAAGAAAAGUAUCACAAUUCAUAUGCCACAUGAUACCGCAGACUUGAAGGACAACCAGCGCCGCUCGAUACGAGAUGCAUUCGAAGAGCUGGGCAUCACGGAGGACGCUAUACGCAAGUACUACCAUUGCCAAGGUAGCCGUUGA
Colletotrichum orchidophilum is the source of this 3171-nucleotide messenger RNA. RefSeq lists its product as uncharacterized. Bases 1 to 3171 code for a protein of 1056 amino acids. The transcript has a single exon. Lineage: Eukaryota; Fungi; Ascomycota; Sordariomycetes; Glomerellales; Glomerellaceae. The record is from RefSeq and is a predicted model, not a curated record.